Populus nigra (black poplar) is the source of this 3785-nucleotide messenger RNA. Its product is annotated as probable leucine-rich repeat receptor-like protein kinase At1g35710. The record is from RefSeq and is a predicted model, not a curated record. Gene Ontology annotation, cellular component: plasma membrane. The coding region runs from base 40 to 3615 and encodes 1191 amino acids. Lineage: Eukaryota; Viridiplantae; Streptophyta; Magnoliopsida; Malpighiales; Salicaceae. Gene Ontology annotation, molecular function: protein binding; ATP binding; protein kinase activity. The transcript has 2 exons. Gene Ontology annotation, biological process: protein phosphorylation; hormone-mediated signaling pathway.
UGGAUCUUUAUCUGCCAUAGGAAACCAUAUCCCUUCGACAUGAUGUCCUUGCCACAGAAACCAUUCUCAAUGUUUCUCCAAGUCCUUUUUUUUCUCCUUCUAAUGUGCAUUCCUUCUUUCUUUGCCUUUCCUCCUAAUUCCUCUGCAACUUCAUUUGGUGCUGCCAAAUAUGUAGCUGCUGAAGGUAAUAAAGAAGCGGAGGCUCUCCUAAAAUGGAAAGCAAGUCUUGAUGAUAACCACAGCCAAUCUGUCCUGUCUUCUUGGGUUGGCAGCAGCCCUUGCAAGUGGCUUGGAAUCACUUGUGACAAUCCUGGAAGUGUCGCGGAUUUCAGCCUUCCAAAUUUUGGUCUGAGAGGUACACUUCAUAGUUUCAACUUCUCAUCCUUCCCCAAUCUUCUCACUCUCAAUCUCUCGAGCAAUUCACUCUAUGGAACUAUUCCAUCCCACAUUAGUAACCUGACCAAAAUCACCAAUUUAGACUUGUGUGGUAAUCAUUUCACAGGAAAUAUUCCACUUGAGAUAGGAUUGUUAACAAGUCUUAACUUUUUGGACCUUAGUAAAAAUAAUCUUACUGGUUUGAUCUCAGCCUCUAUUGGAACUCUAAAACACCUAUCUUUUCUCUAUCUAUGGGAUAACAAACUCUCUGGCUUGAUACCUCCAGAGAUUGCAUCACUUCAGUCUCUCAGUGAGCUUGACUUGUCAAUCAAUGAUUUAACUGGUAGGAUCCCUUCUUUUAUUGGAAAUCUGAGAAACUUAUCCACUCUUGAUCUCUUGGAUAACAAACUCUCUGGUUUCAUUCCUUCUUCUAUUGGGAACAUGACUAAGCUCAUUAACUUGAGGCUUAAUGAAAAUAAUCUCACCGGUUUCAUCCCAUCCUCUAUUGGAACUCUGAAACACCUAUCAAUUCUCUAUCUAUGGGGUAACAAACUCUCUGGCUUGAUACCUCCAGAGAUUGGAUCACUACAGUCUCUCAGUGAGCUUGACUUGUCAAGCAAUGAUUUAACUGGUAGGAUCCCUUCUUCUAUCGGAACUCUGAAACACCUAUCAAUUCUCUAUCUAAGGGGUAACAAACUCUCUGGCUUGAUACCUCCAGAGAUUGGAUCAUUACAGUCUCUCAAUGAGCUUGACUUGUCAAGCAAUGAUUUAACUGGUAGGAUCCCUUCUUCUAUCGGAACUCUGAAACACCUAUCAAUUCUCUAUCUAAAGGGUAACAAACUCUCUGGCUUGAUACCUCCAGAGAUUGGAUCACUACAAUCUCUCAGUGAGCUUGACUUGUCAAGCAAUGAUUUAACUGGUAAGAUCCCUUUUUCUAUUGAAAAUUUGAAAAACUUAUCCAGUCUUUAUCUCAUGGAUAACAAACUCUCUGGUUCCAUUCCUUUUUCUCUUGGGAACAUGACUAAGCUCACUCAACUUUAUCUGAACAUGAAUAAUUUAUCUGGAUUUGUUCCUCGGGAAAUAGGACAACUUGAAUCCCUUGUUGAAUUGAGUUUGCACACUAAUAAUCUCAAUGGUUCUCUACCCCCCGAGAUGAAUAAUCUCACACAUUUGAUGAAUUUUCAAUUGUCUUCAAACAAUUUCACUGGACAUUUACCACGAGACUUGUGCCUUGGUGGGUUGCUUGUAAAUUUUACAGCCGACCACAAUCAUUUUUCUGGUCCAAUCCCUAAAAGCUUUCGAAAUUGUCCUCGUCUAUUUAGAGUUAGGCUUGAAUGGAACCAAUUGACGGGGAAUAUUUCUGAAGAUUUCGGCCUCUACCCAAACUUGAACUAUGUGGACCUAAGUCACAAUGGUUUGUUUGGUGAGCUUACGUGGAAAUGGGGAGGUUUUCACAACUUGGCGAGCCUAAAAUUGUCAAACAAUAAUAUCACCGGCGAGAUACCAUCAGAGCUUGGAAAGGCUACUGGGCUACAAGUCAUUGAUCUCUCGUCAAAUCUCCUAAAGGGAACACUUCCAAAAGAAUUGGGGCAGUUGAAGGCGUUGCACAACCUUUUUCUUCAUAACAACCAUCUUUUUGGUGUCAUUCCCUUUGAACUCCAAAUGCUAUCUAAACUUCGUGCCCUUAAUUUAGCUUCUAAUAAUCUUGGUGGAUCAAUCCCAGAACAAGUGGGAGAGUGCUCAAGUUUAUCACAGUUGAACUUGAGUCAUAAUAAGUUCACAGGGAGCAUCCCAUCUGAGAUAGGCUUCCUGCAUUUUCUUGGAGAUCUAGAUCUCAGUGGGAAUCUUCUGGCAGGAGAGAUACCAUCACAAAUUGGGCAAUUGAAUCAGUUAGAAACGAUGAACCUCUCUCACAACAAACUUUCCGGUUUGAUUCCAACUGCUUUUGUAGAUUUGGUGAGCUUGACAACUGUAGACAUCUCCUACAAUGAACUAGAGGGCCCUAUUCCCAAAAUCAAAGCCUUCAUCGAAGCUCCAUUUGAAGCUUUUAUAAAUAAUAGUGGUCUCUGUGGAAAUGCCAGUGGUCUAAAGCCUUGUACUCUUCUUACAAGCAGGAGAAAGAGCAACAAAAUUGUCAUUUUGAUUCUUUUUCCUCUCCUGGGCAGUCUACUUCUACUACUUAUCAUGGUUGGGUGUUUAUACUUUCACCACCGAACAAGUAGAGAAAGAGUUUCCUGUUUAGGAGAGCGACAAAGUCCACACAAUUUUGUAGUAUGGGGCCAUGAGGAAGAGAUCCUACAUGAAACUAUCAUCCAGGCCACUAAUAAUUUCAACUUCAAUAAUUGCAUUGGGAAAGGGGGAUACGGAAUUGUUUAUCGAGCCAUGUUGCCAACAGGUCAGGUGGUUGCCGUGAAGAAACUUCACCCAUCAAGAGAAGGCGAGCUUAUGAAUUUGAGAACUUUUAGAAAUGAGAUUCGCAUGUUAAUAGAUAUUCGACAUCGGAAUAUUGUGAAGUUAUAUGGAUUUUGUUCAUUAAUAGAGCACUCCUUUUUAGUUUAUGAGUUCAUAGAAAGGGGAAGUUUGAAGAUGAAUUUAUCUAGCGAAGAACAGGCAAUGGACUUGGAUUGGAAUAGAAGGCUUAAUGUUGUUAAAGGAGUGGCCAAUGCAUUAUCCUAUUUGCACCAUGAUUGCUCGCCUCCAAUCAUUCAUCGAGACAUUUCCAGCAGCAAUGUUCUUUUAGAUUUGGAAUACGAGGCUCAUGUUUCGGAUUUUGGGACAGCUCGGCUCUUGAUGCCUGACUCGACCAACUGGACCUCAUUUGCUGGCACCUUCGGAUACAUAGCUCCAGAGCUAGCUUACACAAUGAGAGUGAACGAGAAGGGCGAUGUCUACAGCUUUGGAGUGGUCACAAUGGAAGUAAUAAUGGGAAUGCAUCCGGGUGAUCUCAUCUCAUGUCUUUCUACAUCAGCAUUUUCGUCCUCGUCGUGCUCACAAAUCAACCAGCAUGCAUUGUUGAAGGAUGUGAUAGACCAACGUAUCCCACUUCCUGAAAAUCGAGUUGCAGAAGGUGUGGUCUCCAUUAUCAAAAUAGCAUUUGCAUGCUUGCUUGCCAAUCCCCAAUCUAGGCCAACCAUGCGACAAGUAGCUUCGGAGCUCAUAGCUCGAUGGCCUCCGCUGCCAAAGUCAUUCUCCGCAAUAACAUUGGAAGAUCUGAUGCCUCAAACAACUGUGACAGGCUGAGAAUUUUCCAAAAGAUUUUCUAUAAUUAUAAAGUAUGUGAUUGUUUCUACUUAUGUUACUUUCAAUUUUUGUAGCUUUGUUUGUAAUAAAUUAUUUCUCUGCUUUGUAUUUUGUUUCUUCAACGAUUAUUAUCAAUCAAAGUGAAUAAAGGCUCUCUGCUAUAAUGAGGA